AUGGCACCCGUCGCAGUCGUCCCUAACACAAACACUGAAUUCGUUACAAACCUUAAGACCUCUGUUGUCUCUCAACAACCCAAUACUCUUCAUGAUGUCAUCGCUCAAGCUGUCGACCGCUAUCCGUUCCACGAGCUUGGUUUCAUAACCUCCUCGGCACAUGACUCCUCCAUUCAGACGAAGACCUUCAGCACGUUCAACCAACAUGUUCGCAAUCUUGCAUGUGCCAUGCAAGAAUGGGGCAAACCUACAGGCUCAGUCGUUGUCGUGUACCUGACGGAGCACGAAGACAAUAUGACUACUGUAUGGGCAUGUCUGCUGGCUGGUUACGUGCCCUGCUUACAGCCCGCACUUAGUGCGCAACAAGCGCACAAGGAGGGCCAUGUCACCCACAUCAAGAACUUGUUUGGGUCUGCUACUUGGUUGACCAGCGAACUAGGGGCUGAGCAGAUCAGCACCAUUUCUGGUCUGGAUGUUCAUCUGCUCUCCGAAUUAAAGAGGUCAGCGGAGAAAUUUACUGUUACAGCAGACUGGGUUGCAUACGAGGCUAAGCCUGACGAGGAGGCGAUCUUGUUCCUGACCUCAGGGUCAACUGGAUUCUCGAAGGUGGUCGUACACACGCACCGUACGAUCCUUGCUGCAUGUCGUGCCAAGGGCCAAAGCUACGGCCUGACUUCCAAAUCUCGAGUCUUGAACUGGGUCGGAUUUGAUCACGUCGCGGGAUCGUUAGAAAUGCACAUCACACCUCUGUUAUAUGGUGCUUCGCAACUUCACGUGCACGCAUCUGCUAUCCUUGCUGAUCCCCUUCGGCUACUCCGUCUGAUCGAUGAAAAGUCCAUCGAAUUGGCAUUCGCCCCGAAUUUCCUGCUCUCCAAGCUGACUCGUGAUCUGGAGAAGCGCACCGACCUCUUUGGCUGCUUCGAUCUAUCCUCAAUCAAGCGGAUCAACAGUGGAGGUGAAGCUGUUGUUUCCAAGACCGCGAAAGCGUUCGCUGCCAUGAUGAAAAAGUUUAGCAAAAACUCCUCGUCCUUUGUGAUAUCUGCUGGAUUUGGAAUGACAGAAACUUGCGCCGGAUGCAUUUACAACCCUGUGGAUGUCCUCGCAAGCGAGCCUGCUCACGAGUUCCUUGAUCUCGGACGUCCCAUCAAUGGUUGCGAGAUGCGCAUCGUUGAUCCCGUAGAUGGCGUCACCCUGCGCCCCGACGGGGAGAUUGGGGAGCUGCAGGACACGUCCUCCAGCUUUGUUGAAGGCGGCUGGUUCCGCACCGGCGAUGUUGGUAUCAUUGAGAAUGGUGUCAUGCGCCUUCGCGGUCGUAUCAAGGAUACCCUCAUCGUCCAUGGUGUCUCAUAUAGUAUCACUGAGCUUGAAACGUACCUGCAAACCGCUGACGGGGUCAUGCAUUCGUUCCUCGCUGCUGGCCAGGAUACCGAAGGUUUCAUUAUUUUCUACUCGCCAACUUUCGACCUUGAUGGAGCAGAUGCCUCUACCAAGCUCUUCGCCACGCACCGGGCCUUGCGGGAUAUCUCUGUGAAGAUGAUCACCCUGCCACCUCAGAUCAUCAUACCUAUCCCUGUGAACCAGAUGGAGAAGACCACUCUCGGUAAGCUGUCUCGUGCGCGUCUGAUCAGCCUCUUCACGCAGGGCCAGCUUGCGAAGCACAUCGACCGCUCCGAGGAGCUUCUCAGUGAGGCACGCGACGCUACAUUCGUCGCCCCGUCCACUGAGACGGAGAAGGUGCUUGCCAAAAUAUAUGCUGGCAUCUUCAACCUCGCGGAAAGCGAGAUGUCGGCAAGCCACAACCUCUUCGAACUCGGCGGCACUUCUAUUGAUGUCAUUAGGCUCAAGCGUGAGGGAGAAGCACAUUUCGGCCUGCCUGAAAUCCCCGCUAUCCAAAUCCUCAAGUACCCCGUCAUUUCGAGCCUCGCCAACUAUGUCAACGCCCUGCUAUCCAAGGACAGCCAGACUGAGGAGUACGACCCCAUCGUUCCCCUCCAGCUGACGGGAAACAAAACGCCAAUAUUCUUCGUUCACCCUGGUGUUGGAGAGGUUCUUAUUUUCGUCAACCUCGCCAGAUACUUCCAGAACGAGCGUCCCUUUUACGCUCUCCGCGCUCGUGGUUUUGUGCGCGGCCACCCCUUCUUCACCUCCAUGGACGAGAUGGUGUCAUGCUAUGCUGCAGCAGUCAAGAGAACCCAGGCGACGGGACCAUACGCCAUUGCGGGCUACAGUUACGGCGGUGUUGUUGCGUUUGAGGUUGCCAAGCGGAUCGAGGCCAUGGGUGACGAAGUCAAGUUCGUCGGUCUCAUCAACAUCCCUCCUCAUAUCGCCGACCGAAUGCACGAGAUUGACUGGACAGGCGGUAUGCUCAACUUGUCGUACUUCCUCGGUCUCGUGUCGAAGCAUGAUGCUAAUGAUCUCGCGCCUGUUCUGAGACAGAUGACGAGGAAGGAGCAGGUCGAGGUGGUGUGGAAACUGUCUCCUCCUGAACGUCUCAUUGAGCUCCAACUGACGGCUGAGAAGCUCGACCACUGGGUGGACGUCGCCGGGUCCCUGAUUGAGUGCGGAAAAGACUACAACCCAUCAGGCGCAGUUUCUGCAGUCGACGUUUUCUAUGCUAUUCCUCUUCGUGGCAGCAAAUCAGACUGGCUCAACAACCAGCUCAAGCUAUGGUCUGGCUUCAGUCGCGGCGAGCCGUCAUAUACCGACGUGCCUGGGCAACACUACACGCUCAUGGACUCGGAUCACGCCCCCCAGUUCCAGAAGAUCUUCCGCAGUCGUCUCGAGGCUCGUGGGUUGUAA
Molecule: messenger RNA, 2799 nt
Organism: Suillus subalutaceus
Lineage: Eukaryota; Fungi; Basidiomycota; Agaricomycetes; Boletales; Suillaceae
Product: atromentin synthetase
Exons: 7
Coding region: 1-2799 (932 amino acids)
Biological process (GO): biosynthetic process
Source: RefSeq, a predicted model, not a curated record